AUGACCUCCAAACUUCUGGGGUCCUUGGCCCUCGCCGCCCUCGCCGGCACCACGACGGCAUUCACAACUACAAGUGCUUACACAGAUAGAAACACUGGGAUUGAUUUUCAGCAAUAUGUGGAUACCGACAUAGGCUAUAGUUUCGGAAUAGCCCUCCCUGAGAACCCAACGACCGAUUUCAUUGGUCAGAUGGUUGUGCCUAUCACGGCUGAUGGAGGUUGGGGCGCUGUCGCCAUGGGCCCAGGCAUGACUGGAAAGCUUCUGCUUGUAGCAUGGGCUAAUGGUGACGAAAUCGUAUCAAGCUUCCGACUGGCAUCCAGCUACUCCAACCCCGAUGUUUACUCCGAGUCGACAGUUGAGGCGCUGCCGAUCGCCAACGGCACUUUCGUCAACAGCACCCAUUUCUCCUAUACCUUCCUAUGUGAAGGCUGUGCAACCGGCGACUCGUACAGUUUCGGCUUCUCCUCCGAAACCACUGCCCUGGGUUACGCCGUUGCAAGCACUAACCCUACUACGGUCUCGGAUCCGGCAAGUGCCCUCACUUACCACUCGACUGGUGCCAACAUCUAUGUCGCGAACUUAACAGCAGCCAUGUCUAGCGACUACGCCACUUGGGCUUCAUACGCGUCUGCAGUACCCACAACCCCUGUUCCGGGCGGCAACAAUUCAACAAUUCCAUCUCCGGGAGGCAAUGGUUCCAACAGUACCCUUCCGAACCCAACAACUCUUAACACCACCUACGAUGUUAUCGUAGUGGGUGGCGGUACCUCUGGAAUUAUUGCCGCUGAACGUCUCGCCGAGUCUGGCGCGAAGGUUCUUCUGAUCGAACGAGGCCCUGCAAACACUGUCGCACUCGGUUCAACCCAAAGCUUGCCAUGGAAUGAUACUUUGACCGCCUACGACGUGCCAGCUCUUGGUUCCAGCUUGACCAGUGUUUCUGGUACCAAGUUCUGCUCGGACACAGCGUCGACUGCUGGUUGCCUUCUUGGUGGUUCUAGCUCCGUCAACGGUUUGAACUUUAUCCAUCCACCAGCCCAUGAUUUUGAGCGAUGGCCCGCUGGCUGGUCUUGGCAGGAUAUCGAGGGUGCUGCGGACCGUCUUUAUACUCGCAAUCCAGGUACCACACAGCCUUCCGCGGAUGGCAAGUACUACAACGACCUUGCAUUCACUACCAUGUCUGGUUAUUUGAGUGGGCGAGGAUGGUCUGAGGUGGACUCGAUUGAGAGCCCAGAUGAGAAGCAUAUGGUAUUCUCGCGACCAGCCUGGUCUAUCUCCAACCAUUUACGUGCUGGACCCGCACGCACUUACAUGCCAUUUGCGCAGCAGCUGGAUACCUUCACACUGAAGCUCGAGACCAAGGUUGUACAGGUCCUGCGUACGGGAAGCACCGUCACCGGUGUGUUGACACAAUCAGAGAAUGGUAGUAACCCUCAGAUCAUCAAUCUGAAUAAGAAUGGCAAGGUAGUCUUGGCAGCUGGCGCCCUGUCCACCCCUCGGGUUCUCUGGAACUCUGGAAUUGGCCGUUCGGACGCAUUGAACAUUGUUAAAAGUGGUACAUCUGGCAUUACGUUGCCUGACUCCGCGGACUGGAUCGAUCUUCCCGUCGGCCACAACCUGCAGGACCAUGUGCAGAUCCCCCUUCAGUUUACUUCGUCGCCGUCCUUCGCUGCUUACGACUUUGCUGGUCUUUCCUCAUCACCUGAAGAGGAUGAUCUGACUCUUUAUGAGGAGGGAUCUGGUACCAUCACCCAAGCAGCCCAGCGGAUGCACAUGUGGACUUCUGUUAAUGGAACGGAUGGUCGGACCCGCUACCUUCAGGGCACCGUCAGUGCAAUGAAGGACAGUACCGUGACUAUCAGGACCUUCCUUACCCACGGCACUUCAUCCCGCGGCGAGCUGGGCAUCUCGGCGUCUGGCAGUACCGUCCUGAACACUAAGCCGUGGCUGAUCGACGAUGCUGACAGGACAGCUUUCUCGGGCUUCAUUCAAUCAUUGUUGGACUUGACAGCAAGUAACUCCUCCAUCGCAAACAACAACUCGAUCGCCUUACGUUACACAACUGCCGGUGCCACUGCUUCCGACAUCCUUUCCACGUCGCUUAUCAGCGGUGACCACUGGGUCGGUAGCGCAAAGAUGGGCACUGAUGACGGUCGGGAGAACGGAACAAGUGUUGUAGACUUGGAUACCAAGGUUUAUGGCACCGACAAUCUUUUCGUCGUUGAUGCGUCCGUACACCCGGACCUUCCCACUGGCAACACUCAGGCAAUUAUCAUGAUAGUGGCUGAACACGCCGCCGAGAAGAUCGCGGCUUACCAAGUCUCGAACUGGAACUCGGGCCAAGGUUCAAACUCGACCUUGCCGGCAACCGAAGGGUCGAAAUGCCGCAAGAGAUCUGUGCGACGACGCGCACACUGGAACUAG
Neoarthrinium moseri is the source of this 2421-nucleotide messenger RNA. RefSeq lists its product as uncharacterized. The transcript has 2 exons. Gene Ontology annotation, molecular function: oxidoreductase activity, acting on CH-OH group of donors; flavin adenine dinucleotide binding. The coding region runs from base 1 to 2421 and encodes 806 amino acids. The record is from RefSeq and is a predicted model, not a curated record. Lineage: Eukaryota; Fungi; Ascomycota; Sordariomycetes; Amphisphaeriales; Apiosporaceae.